Hyaena hyaena (striped hyena) is the source of this 2880-nucleotide messenger RNA. It is a transcript of the gene ZBED11, whose product is annotated as family with sequence similarity 200 member B. The record is from RefSeq and is a predicted model, not a curated record. Lineage: Eukaryota; Metazoa; Chordata; Mammalia; Carnivora; Hyaenidae.
AGACGUUUGUGAACGCCGAGGUCAAGGAUGAAGUUCAAGAAAGUUCUAAAAAUAUAUCAUCAGGUCUGACUUGGUAGUUGACCUAGCCAUGGAGAGCCUCAUUGGAUCCUCAUGGGGUCAGACCAUAACUGGAAUUCUUAAAACUCUUACCACCAUAAAGUAUCAAUAAUGAAAAUGUAGGAUAUAUACCUACCACUUCAAGAAAGUUCCUGUACCAGCCAGCAGCCUAACAGAUUAGCUAGCUGCUUUGAUCAUCAAGCAGACAUACUCAAGCUCAGCUCAGCAGAGGAAAAUCUCUCUAUAUCAAUAUUUUUCACAUUCUGUGUAUGACCUAUUAGAAAGUUAUGAAAUCAGUUCUGUGAGUCACACUGAAAAAUUUUUUAAAACAAAGUAAAAUACAUCAAGUGCUUUGUGUGAAUCCUUUGCCAGAAUUGUGCUACCAGGAAUACUAAGGUCAAUUUCAAUAUCUGAAAAGAUAAUUAAUUAAUGUAGGGUAUAUAAUGAAUAGAGUGUAUACUGACCAAGAAAUGUUUUUUUAAGCAUUUGUCCACUCAUGUCUUAUUGACUUUUCAUAAUAAUAAAGUUGGUGAGCAGUCUAGUUUUAUGUUACCAUGACUUACAACUAGAUGUGAAGUCUGAAAUGUUCAACUGAGAUGCAUUUGCAAACUAUGUUUUUUGGAAAGAUGUUAUCUAGGCCAUAUAUGUGUAUAAAUAUAUAUGUAAUUCUUUUAGUACCAUUUAAAACAUUUAAUCAGAGUUGCUUUUAAAAUGGAUCCUAUCUUUUUUAAAAGAGAGAGGAAAAAUGAAGUGAUAUGUGCAGAAGCUUGUCCAAGUUCAGCUGCUGGAUCUGGAAAUGUGAGUAGUGAGCAUAUUGAGAGAAACACUGACUCUAAUCUGCAAACUUCAACUUCAUGUGAGCCACAUUUCAAAAAGAAAAAACUGCGACAUGACAAUUAUUUAAAAUACGGUUUUAUCAAAUGUGAAAAACCCUUUGAAAAUGACAGACCUCAGUGUGUUAUUUAUAAUAAUAUUCUUGCAAAUGAAAGCUUAAAACCUUCUAAAUUAAAAAGGCACUUAGAAACUCAGCAUGCUGAACUCACUGAUAAGCCUCUUGAGUAUUUCCAAAGAAAGAAAAAGGAUGUAAAGUUGUCCACACAAUUUCUUGGUUGUCCUACAGCUGUUAGUGAGAAGGCCUUACUAUCAUCAUAUCUGGCUGCUUAUCAAGUGGCAAAAGAGAAAAUGGCUCACACGGUGGCUGAAAACAUCAUUCUUCCAGCAUGUUUGGAUACGGUACGUGCAAUUUUUGAUGACAAAUCAGCUGACAAAUUAAAAAUGAUAUCUAGUGAUAACAUAAUAUCUCUUCGAAUGUGUGCUAUUGCGGAACACUUAGAAAGGAUGCUUCUUACCCGGUUACAGACUGGUAUAGACUUUGAGAUCCAGCUCGAUGAGAGCACUGAUCUGGGGAGCGGCACAACACUCUUGGUUUAUGUUAGAUACGCGUGGCAAAAUGACUUCAUGGAGGACUUUUUGUGUUGUUUAAAUAUAACCUCACACCUAAGUGGAUUAGAGAUUUUUACAGAAUUAGAGAAGUGCAUCGCUGGCCAAUAUAAACUGAACUGGAAGAACUGCAAAGGAAUUACGAGUGACGGAGCAGCAAGCAAAACUGGAAGACACAGCAGAGUGCUUAGAAAAUUGCUAGAAGUUACUGAUAACGGUGCUGUGUGGAAUCACCGUUUUAUCCAUCGUGAAGCUUUCGCCUCCAGAGAGAUUCCACAGAAUCUCAUGGAAGUACUGAAAAACGCAGUGAAAGUUGCCAACUUUAUUUAAGGAAGCCAACUUAAUAACCAGCUUCUCGAAACAUUUUGUUCAGAGAUUGGAACGAAUCAUACCCACUUACUGUAUCAUACCAAAGUUCGUUGGUUGUCUCGCGGCAAAAUACUAAGCAGAGUUUACGAACUCAGGAAUGAGAUCCACACUUUUCUUACUGAAAAAAAAUCUCACUUGGCAAGUAUUUUAGAAGAUGACAUUUGGGUGAUGAAAUUGGCAUAUUUAACUGAUAUUUUUGGCAUUCUUCAUGAACUGAGUUUAAAACUACAAGGGAAAAGUAGCAAUAUAUUCCAACAUGUGGAACGCAUCCAGGGGUUCCGAAAGACGUUGUUGUGGCAAAUGAGGCUUAAAAGCAACCGUCCCAGCUACUACAUGUUUCCAAGAUUUUUGCAACAUAUUGAAGAGAAUGCUAUUAGUGAAAACCUUUUGAAAGAAAUAAAAUUAGAGAUAUUGGUGCAUCUGACUUCUCUGUCUCAAACUUUUAACCAUUUCUUCCCAGAAGAGAAAUUUGAAACAUUAAGAGAAAACAGCUGGGUAAAAGAUCCCUUUGCUUUUCGAAACCCAGAAUCAAUAAUCGAGUUAAAUUUGGUGCCUGGAGAAGAGAGUGAAUUACUGCAGCUCAGUUCUUCUUACACAUUGAAGACUGAUUACGAAGCAUUAACAUUAUCAGCAUUUUGGAUUAAGGUAAAGGAAGACUUCCCUCUGCUAAGUAGAAAGAGCAUCCCGCUUCUGUUACCAUUCACAACAGCUAAUUUGUGCGAGCUUGGGUUUUCAGUCCUAACCCAGGUAAAAACAAAGGAAAGAAAUGGAUUGAAUGGUGCUGCAGAUAUGCGGGUAGCACUGUCGUCCUGUGUUCCUGACUGGAGCGAGCUUAUCAACAGGCAAGCACACUUGUCACAUUAAAUAAAUCUUCCCCGAUUUAUGUUUUUGUGUUUCUUCUUUUGUGAUAUUUUUCUAUGUUGUAUUUAGAUGUUAACAUAGCAGUGUAUGUGGUAACUUUGUUUUCACUUUUGUCAUAUUUAAGUAUUAAUAAAAUUAUAAUGUAACUUUUCA